AUGAAAGAAGCUUCGUUGUUGACGCUAUUUCUGAUUGGUUUACUCAGUAUCGCCGUAACCGCCGUGGAAGGUAGGGAUUGUUUAACAGCACUCAUAUUUAAAAAUAUGAGAGCUCUCUAUAAAAAAAAUGCUCAACCAUUCUGCGUUCCUUUUUUAGUAUCAAACUUGUUUAACCAUCCCAUGAGAACUGUCGAUACCAGUUUACACAAUGCGAGAAUCAUGGGUCAAAACACAUUUAGUCUAAAAAGGACUUUAAACGGCUCUCUGCUUGUACGAGUGUGUUCAUGCGCAAAAUGACGAGUUUACUCACUUGGAAUAACUGACGUAUAAAGAAAAAAUAUGCAAAAUAGUUUGAAAAAUAUUUUUAAAACUGUACGAGCGACGUCUUAGAGAGUCAACACAGCCAGGAAUGAAACAGAGAAGGGAGUGUAAAAUGACUAAAAGGGUUUAUAGAAAAACGUGUGACCAGAUACUUUAUGCGCUGCUGUCCCAAAUCUCGUUUGACUUACUAAUUUUAAAAAAAAGUUCUUCCGACUGUUCUUCCGUGCAGUAUGUUUAUCAGCUACAAGAGUCAUAAUAGGAUCUCUUGCCAUGCAGCUAUCAUUUAUGAAUGGUCCUUUUGAUUUCUGUUUCUUUGAUCUGCGCACUUUGCAUCUCCUUGCAGUGUUAUUGCGGGAUGACCCUCUCGAGUUUACGGUGAUGUUACACGGGACGAUUCGCAACGACGAUUUUUAGCGCGACAUAGCGUUGCAUUCGAAGCAAUGUUGCAACGAUAUUGCAACGCUGUGUUGCGCUAAAAAUCGUCGUUGCAAAUCGUCUCGUGUAUAACAUAACCUUUAGGGACUAACCAGCCUCGUGUAAAUGCGUUUAGGAAUACUAGUGAUUCAGUUUAAGAGUUUUCUGCAGGCUCUUCAUUUGAUAAAUCACCCAGAAACAUCACUUGUCAUCCAAGAGGACAAGAUAGCCAGUGUGGAUAUAAAAAGAAAUGCCAAAAGAUAGGAGACACUUAUCAUUGCACUUGUGUAAAAGGAUUUCAGGCUAUUGAAGGUGCUUGUAAAGGUAAUUUUCAGACAACUAAUUUUGAUGCAAGAAGGUGAUUUCUAUAGUAACUUAUGAAAAGAACAAAGACAGACAAAUUGUUUGAAAGCCGAUUAGGGCUUAACGCGGGGUUAAAUUUAACCCAGGAUUCUUUUUCUCGUGUUCAAAAGCAUUUUCUCGGAUAAUUUUCUCUGCUAUUUUUAGAGCUUCCAAUCAUCAACUUGUAGACAGACAGAAUUAAAACUGAGACGCUUUUUAAACUUUCAAAUCUGAAUUCAAAUUUGGCACUAACCCUGGGUUAUCUUAAUCCAGCUUUGAACAACUCGGCCCUGGUGGUUUCUUGAGGUCUCCUCGCUAAAAGAUGUUGCUGUAAACUUACAUUGUAUUUAAGGCAAAUAAAUCAUGAUGAUGAAAUGACGAUGAACUUGUACAAAUAGUCGGAAACUGCGAACUAUAAUCUACGUCAAUGUAAAAAAUAUAACAAGGAAACUUUGAACGGAAUGCCAAGCCGAUCGGAGACAUCAGGCAUAGCCGCUAGAGUUCCUACGAGCCGUUUGCUUUGUCCAAUCAAAAUGUUUGACAAUGCCAAGAAUUAGUAUUUCAAACUGUUCAACCAGCGUCGCGUUUCGUUUCGGUGCAAAGAUAUUUGUAUUGGAAUGAAAACGAAAUGCUUCUUUCUAUCCGGUGUCUUUUUCAGAUGUGGAUGAAUGUAGGCAAAAGCAUUUCAGACAGCAGUGUAAGAGAAAAGGAGCUAUAUGUCAGAACAGCCACGGAUCAUACAAAUGCCAAUGUAAACAAGGAUUUCACAUGGACCUACACAAGCAACACUGUGUUGGUAAGCGGAUGUUUCGUUGGUAACAGGCUCACUUAGCGCGGAGGCACAAGCGCACAGACCAGCAAGCAACCUAGCGAACGCAGCGAGAAGGCGAAACUACCUGAUCUUCCUUGAUUACGCAGUGUGGACAUGCACAAAAACGUUCCCUGGAUCUAAAUAAGUUUAGGUCACUAUAUGGUACAGGAGUGGAACUAAAAACAUCACACCGACUUAGAGUCUCGUUCUUUAAUAUUACAGCUCGGAUGGUCCUCCACUCCCUUUCCAUGUUCCACUUGCCAGUUUUUCCCCAAACUUACAUUACGUAACAGUUCAUGAAUCCCUUCAUUAAUCUCGUACCCAGAUCUCUUCGAAUACGUCGUCAAGAGAUCUGGGUACCAGAUCGCGAGGAACGACACGCUACUUCAGAACGAACUGCAACUUUUUAACUGCAACUAUUUUGUUCUACCCUGUCAGUCUAUCCGCCUUCUUUUAAACGUGACUAAGUGUUGAUUGAAGGAAGGUAAGUCGAAAUUCUAAAUCUGUGCUUUGAAACUUUUUAGAUGACGAUGAAUGUGAGAAAAUGGAGUUGUGUCAUGAGAAAGCAAUUUGUGAAAACAAUGUGGGGUCCUUCCGUUGCUCAUGCGCAGUAGGAUUUGCAGGGGAUGGAGUUGAGUGCGUACUAGACAAAGUCUACGAACAGAAACAGAAGAUCAAGCUGACCAUCAUGAUCGGGGGCGCAUGUGGCGGGGGCAUCUUGCUUAUCAUCGCUUUAGUAGCGUUCUGUUGCUGCGCACGCAAGAGGAAGAAGGAAAAAGACAAAAAACAUGGAAACAAAAUUGAAAAAAUAGAAUCUACUCUCUCUGAAUAUGGACAGGAUUGGGAGAGUUCUGACAGCUCUGAAGACGACGAAUAA
Messenger RNA from Porites evermanni, 2765 nucleotides. The record is from the annotation of a GenBank genome assembly. NCBI's taxonomy places the organism in Eukaryota, Metazoa, Cnidaria, Anthozoa, Scleractinia, Poritidae.